Messenger RNA from Verruconis gallopava, 2142 nucleotides. RefSeq lists its product as uncharacterized. Lineage: Eukaryota; Fungi; Ascomycota; Dothideomycetes; Venturiales; Sympoventuriaceae. The transcript has a single exon. Gene Ontology annotation, cellular component: fungal-type vacuole membrane. The record is from RefSeq and is a predicted model, not a curated record. Gene Ontology annotation, biological process: spermine transport; transmembrane transport. Gene Ontology annotation, molecular function: spermine transmembrane transporter activity. The coding region runs from base 93 to 1742 and encodes 549 amino acids.
ACCACUUCGUUGCACCAAGCAUAUUCGGCCUGAAGAAGUCAACAAUACUUUCCAAUUCAACAUCCUGACUUGGUACAUUUCACAUAAUCAACAUGUCUCAGUCGGACUCAGAUCCUUCGGGGCACUCACAUCCGCGCCAUGAGCUCCAGCGAGUGGAGACCCAAUCGACGUUGCGCGAAUUGGGCCUUUCGCCUGUGAUCCCCACGGUCGAUGUCAACUACCCGGAGGUUGGAAGACCAGAAUCGCCCGUGUUUCCUGAAGAGUACGUUGUCGAAACGGCUACGGGUCUUGUACCCGAGCUUUCGUUGGAGCAGAUCCGUUCGAAGCCUUUGGAAGACCCUUUAGAUCUCGAGAAGAGGGCGACCGCCGAGUUCGUAACCUUCACGAUCGGCGACAGCGAGAAUCCGCACAACUGGUCUCGUGGUUUCCGAUGGUACAUCACACUCGUGGCGUCUCUACUAGUCGUGUGCAUAGCCUUUGGAUCGUCUAUCGUAACCGGUGGCCUGGGCCUGAUCGAGGAAAAAUACCACGUCUCUCUCGAAGUCGCUACCCUCACUUGCUCCAUCAUGGUGUGCGGCUUUGCCGUCGGUCCACUCCUGUGGUCUCCUCUGUCUGAGAUCAUCGGUCGGCGACCUGUAUACAUCAUCUCACUCACGCUCUACACCAUCUUCAACAUCCCAUGCGCUCUCUCUCCCAACAUCGGAGGCCUCCUCGUCUGCAGGUUUCUGUGCGGCGUCUUCUCCAGCUCCGGCCUCUCUUUGGCUGGCGGAACCAUCGCUGACGUAUGGAACAUAAAAGAGCGCGGUAUGGCGAUCGCAUUCUUUGCUGCUGCCCCGUAUUGCGGCCCCGUCAUCGGCCCCAUCGUCUGCGGCUGGAUCGCUGUCGGUACACACCGUCUUGACCUUUUCUUUUGGGUUAAUCUUGCAUUCGCGGGUGCGGUAACAAUCAUGGUUGGCUUGAUCCCCGAAACCUACGCACCAGUCAUCCUCAAGCGACGGGCCAGGAAACUGCGAGAGGAAUCCGGCAACCCGAACAUCAUGACGGAACAAGAGAAAGUCAAGCUCACGUUCAGCCAGGUCGUCCGCACCAGCCUGAUCCGACCAAUCACAAUGAUUCUGACCGAGCCUGUUCUCGACCUGAUGUGCAUGUACAUCGUUCUCAUUUAUUCCAUGUUGUACGCCUUCUUUUUUGCGUACCCGAUCAUUUUCGGCAAGCUGUACGGCUAUAACGAUGGCCAAAUUGGUCUGAUGUUUAUUCCAAUCCUGAUCGGCGCGGGCUUCGCCCUUUUUGCUACCCCUAUGGUCGAAAAACAGUUUCGCCGUAUCUGCGCAGCACGAGAUCCGGAGCCUGAGGAUCGGUUGAUUGCCGCCCUCAUCGGUGCACCUUGCAUUCCUAUAUCUCUCUUCAUACUUGGCGCCACGUCUUUCAAGCACAUCAUCUGGGUUGGCCCAGCCUCUUCUGGUAUUGCAUUUGGCUUCGGCAUGGUCCUAUGCUACUAUGCUGUCAACAACUACAUCAUCGACUCGUAUCAGAACUAUGCAGCUUCCGCACUCGCAGCAAAAGUCUUCUUGCGUUCGGGCGGUGGCGCAGCUUUUCCACUGUUUAUAACUCAAAUGUAUGAUGCGCUCGGUCUGCAGUGGGCAUCAUGGCUAUUGGCCUUCAUCGGCGUUGGCAUGUUUUUCAUCCCAUUUCUGUUUUAUUUUUUCGGUGCCAGUUUACGGGCGAAGCUCACCAGGCAUUGAAAGCGUGUAUUGCCAAGAUGCAUAUAAUAAUGAUGGGAAGAGCAGAAUGCAAAGCUAUCGUGUUGUAUUCUUACGCAUUAGGUCGGUGUUAAUCGUGAGGCAAUAUCAACAUUCUAAGCAAACAUUAGUAUUUUUCAUUCUUGUUUUUCAACACUGACGGACUGUCGACAUAAGAACAUACCAAGAAAGCAUAAAUGGUCAAAAACGGGCCUGUUGGGCUGUAAGUGCAACCCUAGUAUUUCACAUUUGAUGUGGUGCCUCGCUUGUACAUGGGAUGCGAUUCACAGCCAAAGAUUGAGAAGUCUAAGUGGUUGCGAAUUACGAAUUGCGCCACUUACAGUUAUUCCAAGCUCUUUAUCGAACAGCAAAGCGGAAGCAGAAAAUCCAGUCAUGAUGUUUU